AUGAUUCUGGAAGAAUUAGUAAGUAGUUUUUUAUCGUUUUGCUCAAGUUUGAUGAUACAAACACCACCAAUACAUCGAGAACAAAGACAGUUUACAUUGAUAUUUGAAGAAACUCAUGAACAAAACGAAGUAUACGAUGGCUUAAUACACCGGGAGUAUGAGCAACAGCCAGAGCAGCAGUUACCUUAUUAUGAACACGAUAUAUCUGAUUUGGUACAACCAGAUGGACAACCUAGCCGAGACUUUGCCCAAUCAUUCCUCCGAAGUUUUCAAGCUAAUGUUGGAUUAGUAAUGGCGGUUGUUUUCAUAUUAGGUUUGCUUACACUUGGUAUUGUCUAUGUGGAUUUGAACACAACUGAUGCGUGCAUCGAAUGGAUGCAUAACAACUACAGUAUUCCAAGAGUUGUGAAGAUUUUCCAAAUUGUUGGAAUGUCUUUCGAAUUACUUCCAUUGUUUACAUGGUUUCCGGCAAGCAUUGUUAUGUUGUGGGGUUUCAAAGAGUUCAAGAAGAAUUAUCUAUCGUGUUUACUUGUCUGUCAGUUGGUGGUAGGAUCUAUAACCUGUGUUUAUAGAAUUGUUAUGUUUGACGAGGUAACACCAACCACAGUUCAUUUUAGCAAAUACAGGUUAGUAAACCGACAACUAUAUACAAGAUGAGUUGUCAGCUUUGUAAGUCUUCUACAUCCAAGUUAAGGAGAAUGUUGGGGAAGGGGACCCUGGGUACGAGACCCCAGUACGAGAUUGAUUAAUCGAAUGAUGAAGUGACGGAUCGACCAACGUUUGCAACGGAUUGAACUAACAAACAAUUCGAGGUCUUAAUUCUUAAACCACUGACCGUCCAUAUACGAGUGAUUGAGAAUCCCACUGAACGACGAGCAACCAGACUCAGCAAACAUAUUCAUUUACGAGUUUACUCUUUUCUUUAGGUUACCCGUUAACGUCUUGUUUACCUUUUCAAUCAUCUGUGGUGCUUACCUAGUUGCUCGUAAAUUCAAGAAAGUCAACCCGGUAACAUCCUACAGUUUGUUUCAUAUUUUUCUCAUCCUUUCGUUCGCCUUCUUGGGAUCCUGCUUAAUUUCUAAUAUCUACACCUAUAUUAUUAUCAAAUACUUUAAGGAAAAACAAGGCAAGGUCAAAAAAGCUAUAAUCGCCGUACUCACGCCUGGGAUAAGUUUGCCUGUGACUGCAAUAGCAAAAUACCUUGUACUGAGAAAGAGCUCGGAGAUUAUUACACCAGAUCGUGCUUUUGUAUUGUGUUAUUUCCUACGCGGGGCUUCCAUUGUACUGUACCGAACAAUGCAAUCACAUUUUCAAAAUAUCUGGCUUUUCAUCGGAUUAUCUCUGUUACAUGGUGUCUCAAAUGUUCUCAGUAAAGCAACACUUAGCUUUCGUACAAAAAUGUGGAAGUUUUUCAUCAAAUGUCUAAACAACACUUGCUGUGGCGCAAGAUUAGAAGUACAACCUUUAAAUUCGCCACGUAUUCGUCGAUUUAACGCAGAUCUUGAAAUUCAGAAUAUCUUAUUCGAGUACACUACGGUCAUCUUAAGUCAGGCAUAUUUGGCGUGUUAUCUUGUAAUGAGUUUCGAUAUCUCACCCUGGCAAGUUAUACAAGGUUCUUUAACCAGGAUAGCCAUAAAUUUGGCCUUAGAUUUUGUAUUCAACAUGAUUUCAGUUUUCAUUCAAAUUCACUAUUAUGACAUCCCAAUGCGAAAGGUCUGGCUGAAAUAUUGGCCGCGUCACGUGGCUGCAAAUGCGUUAAUCAUUAUCUGUAUGGUAUCGUAUUUUGGGCCAUCACUGGUCAGUGUGUUUGCAGGCUACAAGUACAUUUGGAAAGAAUACAAACUUAGAAAUUGUACAUCGAUAUUUUAA
Messenger RNA from Paramuricea clavata, 1869 nucleotides. NCBI's taxonomy places the organism in Eukaryota, Metazoa, Cnidaria, Anthozoa, Malacalcyonacea, Plexauridae. The record is from the annotation of a GenBank genome assembly.